Messenger RNA from Elaeis guineensis (African oil palm), 1280 nucleotides. NCBI's taxonomy places the organism in Eukaryota, Viridiplantae, Streptophyta, Magnoliopsida, Arecales, Arecaceae. The record is from RefSeq and is a predicted model, not a curated record.
UCGAUUCGGUCAUCAAUCUGAGCGAAUCGCCCACUGUAUCCCCGGCAACGCUGAAGGAAAUACACGGCAACCUCUCGAAGGAGAAAGAAAGAAAGAGAGAGACUACUCCGGAGGGGAAGCAGAAGCGGAGGAUUUGGGAAUCGAGAUCUCCGGGAGAGCCAAGGGAGGCGAGAGGCGGCGCCAAUGGAGGAAGAGCUCAAAUCACUGCUCCAAGACAUCGAAUCGCUCAAGCGAUCUCCAUCAGAUGCCAAAGCCCUCGAUUCGAUCGACGAGAUGCAACAGAGAGUAGUUAGAAUCAUGAAUCUUACAAAGUCUGGGGCCUCGCGCCGCUCCAAAGUCAAGGAUAUGAGUGCCGAGGUGGUGGACAGCAACCCAUAUAGUAGGCUGAUGGCCCUUCAGCGCAUGGGCAUUGUGGAGAACUAUGAAAGGAUACGAGAAUUCUCAGUUGCAAUAGUCGGUAUAGGUGGUGUAGGCAGUGUUGCUGCAGAGAUGCUCACAAGAUGUGGAAUUGGUCGCUUAUUAUUGUAUGACUAUGACACAGUGGAGUUGGCUAACAUGAACAGAUUAUUCUUCCGUCCUGACCAGGUUGGCAUGACCAAGACAGAUGCUGCUGUCCAGACCCUUUCAGAUAUCAAUCCAGAUGUUGUUUUGGAAAGCUAUUCAUUAAACAUCACAACUGUAAAAGGGUUUGAAAUCUUCACGGAGAGUCUUAAAGCUCAAGGCUCCCACAAAUCUGGCCGAAGUACUGGAGUAGAUCUUGUUUUGAGCUGUGUUGAUAAUUAUGAGGCUCGUAUGGCUGUGAACCAGGCAUGCAAUGAGCUGGGUCAGACAUGGAUGGAGUCUGGUGUAUCUGAAGAUGCUGUUUCAGGUCAUAUACAACUGCUGGUUCCUGGGGAAACUGCUUGUUUUGCAUGUGCCCCUCCUUUGGUUGUAGCAUCUGGAGUGGAUGAACGUACGCUCAAGCGAGAAGGUGUGUGUGCUGCAUCUUUGCCAACAACCAUGGGGGUUGUUGCUGGUCUCCUAGUUCAGAAUGCACUAAAAUACUUGCUGAAGUUUGGACAAGUUUCUCCUUAUUUGGGAUAUAAUUCGCUUAAAGAUUAUUUUCCAACUAUGGAAAUGAGACCAAAUCCACAGUGUUCGAACUUUGCAUGUGUUGAGCGGCAGAAGAAAUAUAUCCAAACAAAACCGGCUAGAGAUGCUGCAGCUAAGGCGAAGAUGGAAGCUGAAGCAUCAGCAGCAAAAGAAGGCCCACUUCAUGUGGAGAACGAGUGGAAUAUAAG